This is a messenger RNA of Trichophyton rubrum CBS 118892, 1974 nucleotides long. RefSeq lists its product as uncharacterized. Gene Ontology annotation, cellular component: nucleus; site of double-strand break. The record is from RefSeq and is a predicted model, not a curated record. Bases 1 to 1974 code for a protein of 657 amino acids. Gene Ontology annotation, molecular function: protein binding; nucleic acid binding. Gene Ontology annotation, biological process: proteasome-mediated ubiquitin-dependent protein catabolic process; DNA repair. Lineage: Eukaryota; Fungi; Ascomycota; Eurotiomycetes; Onygenales; Arthrodermataceae. The transcript has a single exon.
AUGAAUAGUACUUUUACAAGACACAGCCAGCUAACGGUCACAGGUGGUCUACUGAUUAUCGGAGAAUCGUCUAUCAAAUAUGUUGAUGUCUCCAGGAACGAAACUAUUUCAAGGCCACUGGCUGAGUCCACUGUAUUUGUGGCCUGGGAGCAAGUAGACGGCCAACGGUGGCUGCUAGCGGACGACUACGGCCGCCUCUUCUUCCUCAUGCUCGUUCUUGAUGCUGACAAUGCUGUCGAAUCAUGGAAGGUUGACUUCCUCGGUGUCACCUCUCGCGCUUCCGUGCUUGUCUAUCUUGACGGCGGCAUUGUUUUCGUCGGCUCUCACCAGGGCGACUCACAGGUUAUCCAGAUUAAAGAGGGCGGCUUCGACCUUGUCCAGACCAUCUCUAACAUCGCUCCUAUCCUCGACUUCACCAUCAUGGACAUGGGUGACCGUUCGGGUGCCACUCGCGAGUUUUCAUCAGGCCAAACACGCAUCGUCACCGGAUCUGGCGCGUUUGGCGACGGUAGCCUGCGCAGUGUUCGUAGUGGUGUUGGGAUUGAAGAGCUUGGCGUGCUCGCCAGCAUGGAACAUAUCACUGACCUCUGGGCAUUGCGUUCUGCCUGUCCCGAGCCAUUUUUUGAUACACUGCUUGUCUCCUUCGUCAAUGAAACUCGAGUAUUCCAUUUCUCUGCCGAUGGUGAUGUAGAGGAGAAGGAGGACGGCUUUCUUGGCCUUGUGUUCUCUGAAAGCACCCUAUUAGCCACCAAUAUACCGGGAAAUCGCAUUCUCCAGGUGACCGAGAGCAUAUCUAGAGCAAUAGAUGUCGACAGUGGCAUGAUAAUAUGGCGCUCUUCCUAUGAAGAAUUCACUAUCACCUCCGCCUCGGCGAAUGAUGACUAUCUCGUUCUCGUACUCGGCGGCACCCGCCUUGUCUGCAUAUCACUUUCGACCUUCGAGCUGGUCGGAAGCAGAGACUUUGAGGCAGAUAACCAGGUCUCCGGCAUGACUAUACCGGCCUCCCCAAUCCAAGCGUGCAUCGUAUGCCUCCCACAGUCUGCCGAGAUCAUCAUUCUCGACCUUCCUGGGCUCGAAGUAAAGAACAAGCAGACCCUAGGCGAGCCCGGAGAAGCAAUCCCACGAUCAGUCAUUGUGGCUGAGAUACUCCCUAACAAACCUCCUACCUUGUUCGUUUCCAUGGCCGAUGGAACCGUCUUCUCCUUUUCUUUUGACGUCCAUGCCUUUGCCAUUUUCAACUCUAGCAAGAUUACGCUAGGAUCCGAACAGCCAUCAUUCAAGAAGCUUCCGCGUGGUAAUGGGCAGUACAAUGUUUUUGCAACGUGCGAUCAUCCAAGCUUGAUACAUGCAUCAGAGGGAAGAAUUGUAUAUUCUGCGGUUGAUUCGGCGAGCGCUAGCCGUAUAUGUAGUCUCAAUACCCAAGCUUAUCCAGGCUCAAUCGCGUUAUCGAGCCAGCACGAGCUGAAGAUAGCAAUCGUGGACGAAGAGCGCACCACACAAAUCCAUACCUUGCCCAUGCACGCCAGCGUCAGACGCCUGGCUUACUCGCCCACGGAGAAGGCCUUUGGACUAGGGACAGUGAAACGGAAAAUCUCCAACGGAGUCGAAGAAGUAAGCAGCUCGUUUGUCCUGGCAGACGAGAUACUCUUUCGGCCCCUGAGCACAUACGAUCUUCGCCCCGACGAAUUGGUUGAGUGUGUCAUUAGGUCCCAGUUGAAUCAUGGUAAAGACGAGGUAGGUAAUUCGAUAUCCAAGGACUUGUUCUUCGUUGGAACCGCCUUCCUGGACGAUGUAGGGGACGACCAUAUCCGUGGCCGUAUCCUUGUAUUUGAAGUGAAUAGGUCCCGAGAGCUCUCUUUAAUCGUGGAGAAGUCUCUCAUGGGAGCUUGUCGCACCCUCGCCGUUAUGGAUCAUACAUUACUAGUAGCUGGUUUAGUCAAGUCGGUUAGUAUGGGGAUUUGCCUUGCUCAGUAG